GGCCUAGUGUGUUACAUUGUAAGCGAUUUUUUAUAAGGUACAUAUAUUCCACAGCAAGCUGCAUUAGGUUGUUCAGGUAAUAAGUUUAUUUCACAAAGUUUAUUUCACUUAUCGUACUGUAUUCAACGAUGCUCGAACGUACAAGUGUUUACAUCGUGAAAUUGAAGACUACUUUGUAGUCUUUGUAUCGCAGCCAAUUAUACAUCUGUUACAAAAAUAACUACCAAUCAGAACGCUCGACUAGAUGACAUAGCGUCCAAAUGCCCGCCCCCUUAUUUGAACGCUUCGAAUAACAACAACGGAGCUGAUCAAAACAUUCGUGCGGCAUUGCCCACAUACAAGUGAGUACUAUAUGCGAACGGUAUAGUUGAGCUCAGAUUACUGUUAAGAAAAGAGGUUUACGUUCACUAUAACUGCAGAGAUUUGAGGCACUUUUAACACAAUGCCUGCAUUUCGUGAAGACGAGUCGCAAAUAACGAUUUUGAAUCGAUUGCCCAGAGCCGGCUACGGCGGAUGUUUUGGACAGAGGAGUCUUGCGACCGGCGAACGGGUUUGGGGACUGCUCUCGGAGCAAAUAAACAACCAAAGAGACAGAGACGUUGUCCACAGUCAUUUAGAGAAUGAGGAUCAUGGCUUCCUGCGAGUUGGCCAGGCCGUUAGCGUGAAUUUCGGUCGCCGGCUUACGAGCGGCAAUGUCGUGCGUAAAAUACCGUGCAGUCACAAUGUGGAACUUUGUUUACAGGAUGGAGUUAGAAUUGUUGUUGAUCAACCUGAUGUGCAAAUCCCGCAGAAUGCAGAAGGAUGCAGCAGUACAGCGCUAAAGAUGAAUGGAAGUGCAAACCUCGAUUCGUUUAAGCGAACUGCGCCACUUGUUAUUAAUAUACCGAACGAUACGUAUGUAAAAUUACCCUAAUAGUAUUCCAUAGAACAUAUCGCUAACAAUUCCAUAGAAUCUUUUGAACUAUUCCAUACACAAUUUCCAACUAUUCCAUACAACAUUUGCAACAAUUCCAUACAUAUAUAGAACGUUUACAAAAUCAUUCCUUAGAACAUUUUGCAGCAUUCCAUAGAACACUUUCAUCCAUUCCAUAGAACUUUUUUAACCAUUCCAUGGAAUAGUGACAAUGUGCUUUAGAACAUUUUCAUCUAUAAUGUGCGGAGCUGUUGAAGCAUAGCAGUAUAAAACCUUAGAUUAGGGUUAGACCCAUAAAUCCGAAAAUAAUGUGGCUCUGAAGCAUAUUUAUUAUAGGCUAUGGUGGCCUAAAGGGGAGUAUUAAAGGCCGAACCCACGUAAGUUGACGUGAUCGACCGGAACUUUAGUUUUCCCGUUUGGUGGGAUUUGCCCAUGUUUUGGGUGAAAAUUAAACGAUUACAGAGUUUCUUUAUUGUUUAAUACAUCACGUUGUAGAGUAAGACCGCAAAACACCCGAAUUGUACAGUAUAAAUUCUGCAUGGCAAAAUUGACGGCAAGUGUCUCGCCUGUACUCAGCAAAUUGUUUACACUGAGUUUCGACUUCAAUCCUAAACAGAUUAAGCCUUAUUGUAAACGCGUCUUUUUGCAGAGAUCUUGAAAGCCAAAACUCUGAUGAUGCCGAGGAACAAAUGGCUGCUGCCGUUCUUACAUCCCUCUCUCUAUCACCUGUUUUAAAGAAUAUUCAACUCGGACAAGGUAGUGUUGACUCUAUGUGCAUCUUCGCAUGCGCAACCUCACGUUAGGGUAUUUAUAUAAUAAUACAAGCAUUAUUUCGGCUUAUUUUAUUUAGUCCACGACUAUACAUCCUCCCUAACGGCAGAUGUAGUUAAAAAUAAAUUAACCUGCUUUCCACCAGUUGUUGUAGAUGUUUACUGAAAACAAGCCUGCUGCACGCAUAUAUGUAUGCAGUUAAAUUAGCCAUUAGUUAAUCGCCGGCAAUUUUGGGAACAUAUAAAUACUAUAUACAAGAAUAUAAUGAUUAUCUUUUGAUCGUAAAAAAAAUGGCAAGAAAGACACAGCACUCAUUCUUAAAAUAUCUCGAAUGCGGCACACGGCAAUUUUGUAGUCAUGCAAUUUUAAUAUAGCAAGCUGCAUAUUUUUGUAGUGGCAAUUAACCGUCCCUGUUUAGCCAUAUAUAAUGAUAAUACCAUAUUAUCAAGAAAUAUUAUUUAAGUUUUGGGUUAUAUAGUUGAUUUUGAACAAGUUUUAAAACUGCGUGUUCAUGUGAACUAUGGAAUUUAUAUUCAUUGUCAUGGGUCAUGGACGCCUCGCAUUUGCCGGCAAUGCCAAUAGUUUCUAAUUUGGUACAGUACGCGCAUAUACAUUCAAUCAAAAUUUUAUACACUGUUUUUGAAACUAUAUAUUGCGCAGUUGUUGCAAACAUUACAUAAAAGCAGGCAUACAUAACUGCAUUGCUCAAAAGCCGAUAUAUAUUUUAGGGAAUAUAUUGUCCACUUGCGCAUACUGCAAUACCGGCUUUCUUAAUCUUACUUAUUACAUUCUACGAUACGAACGUUAAAAGUUCUGAUGCAUGUUCUAAUGGCUAAUUUGAGACAAAAAGACUCCUUGCUAAAGUUUCGUCCAUUUGCCUAUAUGUCCUUCAUGGCUUGACAAAUAUAAGUAACAAAAUAAUGUCAUAUAUAAUGCAUGAUUUAGUUUUUUAUUAAGAACGACAUAAUAUAACCCAUAUCAUGUGUAAUCGGACAGAGACAAGCAUUAUAAUAUAUCAAAGCCUAAGAAUUCAUGUCCUACUGCACGUCAGCAUGUAUAGAAAACGGCCAGCGAGUACGAAUGGAAUGCUGGGAAGUUUCACAAGGGGCUGUUUAUGUGAGCCGGGUUUGGAUUCGUCGCCAUUAUGCCUAAUUAUUUAAUUAAGACUUACGUAAAACAUAGAAGAGUAACUUUCAACUUGUCUGAAAUUUAUUCAAAUCUCUUGUCAAGAAAGAUUUGUCGGUUUGGACGGCCUCUGCUCUUAAAAUAUGCGCUGAAGUUUCAAAACCUUCUUGAUAAGACCUGUCGGCAGUGUCGUAGUUUUUUUAGUGUCUCACUUGCCUGUCAUAAUUCUGUAUAGAGAAAAUGAGGAACCGGCGACAUUUGAAGUCAAUGCAUGCAUGCCAUUUGGCUUUGUCGCAGAAUAAAGAGCGAAGCAGAAAAGAAUGCUUUUAUAUCAAAGACAAAGUUACCCAACAGGCUAUAUUAUACGAAGUACAUUUGUCUUCGAUAUAGAUUCGGCUGUUAAGUGAGCAAGGAAAAAUUCAUGCUUUUAUGCAGUAAAAUCUGUUUGCUUUUCACUUAUUUUACUAACAAUACGGUAAAUAAAUGCACUAAAAGUAAAGAUUUGCCUGGCGUUUUUUCAAGUCACAUGCGUGAAAAUAGCGACCUCAGUCUGGCAAUUUCAUGCAUGAUAUUGAAGAACUGAACAAAUAUACGUUCAACCUGAACAUCAAAAAAUUAAUAUUUCAAGAUAUUGCAUGGGGCUGGUUGUCCAGACUUCAGAUCCUGGGUUAAAAUUCAACCUGCUGUCUGCUGAGUGCUGGUUUGGUUUCAUUUCAGCAUGUACCGGCGUUUACUUCAAAACUCUGUUGACGCAGACAAGAUUGCAGAGAGGUGUCUCCAUGUUUAUAAACAAGUUGUUAGGAUUAUUAUAACUAGCUAACCGGCUUUCGAAUUAAUUCGAAUAACCGGUGUGUAGCUGACACAAUAUGAAAAUAUAUUACAAGAUGUUCGACGGAUAUUUUACAAGAUGUUCGAAUGCCACUUGUCUGCAAGUUGUCAUGCAUGCAUUGGCUUUCACUUCCAGACGAAGGCUUUUAUAUAUACCUUCAAUUUCUUGUUGUACUUUAAUUUUCAAGCAGAUUUUGCAGCAAACAACUAAUAUACAACCCAGUGUUCAAUAUAUAGCCAUGCAUCUACCAUUUUCCAAACAAAACCGGCCAGUAUAUACUGCAUGGCCGCGUACUGAUUGCAAGCCCUGUAUGGCAUUUUGCCACAUUAUAAUUUGAAUACUUUCCCCCUCAUUCUUCCAAAACCAAAACGCAACUCUUACCAAUCUGUUGCACUGCAGAGAAAGUUAUUAGUUAAAAUAUAAUGCAGUUUUCUGUAUAAUUAUAUACAGUACAGACAAUACAGUAUAAUUUUCUGCUUGCGUGCUUUUCAUCCUAUAAUAUACUGUAGUUUAUAAACUAUAAUUUGUCAAUUAAAAAAUUUCUUUCAACUUCGUAUAAGAUCUUUGUUGAGGUAUAUUUAAUAAAAUUAAUUGCUAUUUUAUUCCAGCAUAUAAUGUAUGAUUUGUUACUUGAAAUUCCUUUCAACUUCCUAAUAUACAGCCAAUACAAAAAGGUUGUCCUUUGCAGACCUUAAACUCUAAACCUUACGGACCGGUCAUUAUUUAUGGUGGGGGGUGGCACCGAAGAGAAAUGUUUUUCGUGGCAAAAAUUUUGCUGACCCAACCAUUAAAAAGUAAAAAAAAACCCCGAUUAUCCAAUCUCAAAUAUCAAUUAAAAAAUUAAUACCCACCCCUGGCCAAAAAAUUUACAAAAGGUACCAUUUAGUUGUCACAUAUGUCCUUUACCACUUCUGUGACAUAAGUUUGAUAACAGAUUGUGAAAUUUUCUGCAGUCUAAAGUUUCAUGUUGUCUGCACAUGUACUUUCUUUGGAGAUCCCAUCGGAAAUUGAUCAAGAUAGUGACUCUGAUUGAUUCUCUGAUUGAAUUGUUCUCGUAAGGGACCGGUCAUAAAGUAUUUACUAGGGGGUGUGGAGGAUAUAUAUAUAUAUAUAUUUUUUUUUUUGGGGGGGGGGGUACGAAAAAAACAACAGAACCUCUACGGGGGUCAAAAUCUUAAUACUAUAGGUACGGAAAAAAUUACAUUUUAUAAUUAUUGUUGAAUAUUGAAUGUAUUUGUACCCUGAUUUAAGUCUGGAAAAAUUGUUUUACUAUAAUUAUUAUUAAAUCAACACAAAGUAUAUAUGUUUCAGUCUGACUCAAUGUCAGAUGAUAAGUAGGAUUCAGUAUCCAUGGAACUUUUGGAGUACAAAUCUGAUACAUCUGAAUUGUCAAUGACAAUGCUAGCAAGCUAACACCAUUAGAACCUGUUAAUGUUUGAAGGGGGUGGGGGUAUGCAAAUUUUCACUUACAUUGAAGGGGGGUUACGAAAAUUUUUCCAUAGGUUUUUGGGAGGGUAUGGAAAUAUGUACUUGAAAUUUCAUUUAUCCUCCACCCCCCUCUAGUAAUUACUUUAUGACCGGUCCCUAAGGAGAUAUUUACCAUGUCUCUAAGACAGGGGCCCCAUAUAUGAUUUCUAAACUGAUUAAAUGAUGCUCCCAUUAUGCUUUGCACGCUUAGAGUUUAAGGUUUAGAGUUUAAUGUUUGUAAAGGACAAUCUUUUUUGAAUUAGCUGACAUUGUUGAGGUAUAUUGAUUAAAUGAAUUGGUAUACCUUACAAUUAGUGAUAUUGAAAGGUGGGACACUCGGAUCGAAAGGUUAUAUUUGUAAAUAAUCGUGCAAAUUAAUGUGUCUAAAAUCCCUCUACCCCGUUUCAAUGAAGAGUUAUCAACAAAACGUAUAGAACACAAAACCACUUCAGAUAAAAUGUCAAUUUUGGUCCUAACAUUGAACGCGUUCCGCAAAGUUUGUUACUGAUUAGCCUGCGAACAGGCUCUCUUUGAACUCUCUUUGUAGCAAUGUAGCUCAGAGAGUAACUGUAUUUUUCACUACUAUAUAGAAACAUGAGAUUUACUCCACUGGAAUGGGAUUAUGAUACCUACUUGUUUCAUUCAUUCUAUACAAGCUUCUAAAGUUCUAAUCGAGUUCUAAUAACUAAUUAAUUUCUUGUUAAAGUCCUUCAUGGCUUUAGAGUUUAGACCACCGGGAAUGGUAUUUUCAACUGGAAUUUUGCUCCUGGAACUAUUGGAUUCGGCAAAUCAGUGACUGGGUCGGGUGACGGACAUACUAGCUUUUGAACCAGUGCACUUGUUAUUGAAAACAAUUGGCAAAAGUACAAAUUUUGUUCGUCUGUAUGGGUCAACAAAAAAAUAUGACAAAGUAAUUUGAGCACUUGGAUUUUAAAACUUGCCCAAGAUUAUAAGCGAUUGGGGAAGUUUUUAAUAUUUGAAAUUUCUGUCACUUUUUACGAUUCACUGAGGCCCUGUUUACACUAUACCAGAUUCGCUCGUCACGACAUCUUCUUUUGCCGUUAAGGAGCAAUGGUUAGUAGCAAAUGCUUAUUAGUUUGACAGAAUUGGCAUGUUUAUUUGGGUCUCUGAGAUUAAAAAUCUUCACAGCCUUUCGAUACCGACAAAAUUUGACCCACUCCGAUAGCAAUCCGAUAUAGUGUAAACGGGGCCUGAGAGAAAUAUAUAUUGCAUUAAAGGCAUGUGACAUGCACAUAUCAAAAUGUUCCUCACAGUCAACUGUAACGAAUGUAUAACAUGCAACAGAAAAUUCCCUAUAUAUAUGAUUAACACACGUGCAAUUGACAAAUAAAACUUGCCAUUUGAAAACUUGCUCAUCUCUAUAUUGCAACCGGUUUAAACUUGUUCGUCCCCAACCAGUCAAUAUCGUACUUUCUGGCAUGCAAACAAGCGUAAGUCGUCGCGGAAAUAUGCGCUGCAAGUAUGUAAAUAAAGAUGACUUGAUUAAAAAAAACAAGACUUGCCGCCUGAUCACACGCUGACGCAAUUCAGAGUGAGAUCGAAAGAUAACUUGCAGCCUUGGCUGUAUGUGGUUGAUAUGCAUCAUCCAUACACAUCGAAGCUUGAAAACUGUAUUUUUCGCUACAAAUAGUUUAAUAUACACUGGCGUCUAACAUUGAAAAUCAAAUCUCAGCCUGCCAGGUCAUCAGGUCAUGCAAGACUGCAGACAUGCAACUGUCAACUAUAUGUUGACCCCUAUAUUACUCUAUGAUUUCCUCGCGUUUCCCCUUUGCUGUACGUUUACACAUGCAGAAACAAUUUAUUCUGGGCAUCUGAAAGUGGUAUUAAAUUCAGGCCUCCGAGACUAUACUCUUAGCUAAUGUUCGUUUUUUUCUGCGAUACAGCGAAUUUCAUUGACAUCAUUAACGUUGUGCUGACAGCCUCGUAUCUUGAACUAUCUUCAAAUUUCCUUUGAAAAAUGCUUAGUGUGCAUAUGCUGAUCGCAGUCCGCAAUAUACGAAUCCAAAAACGCAGCAAUAUUAACAUAAACUAGUUCAAGUAAACCAUGGAUUUUUUGGGCCAAGAAUUAAUAUCAUGCUUCUGUUCGGAAGAUAUCUGAAUACUGAAUUAUUAAAAAUUGUAACACUGCACCGUCCUCCAAGUAAAUAAGCAAGCAAACGAGAAUGAAUGGGAGUUGAUAAGAGUUGGCAGUCCCGAAUUGUUAUAUAUGGGGGACAUUUCAAGCUCUAAAUUAACAAAAGAAAAGUUUGAUGAGUGUUCCAACUUAAAUGGAAUACAUGAUAGCGUUGGGAGCAAGGUCGCGUGACUGCACGCCAACUCUCAUGAUGGCCAUGCACUAUCAUCCUCAGUUGAUCCGGGCUUUUAAUUAAUAACAAACUUCGACAACAUUUCGGACAAAUAUGUAGAAUUCAAUAUGGUAUUUGGUGGCUUAAAUAAGAUAAAAAUUUUAUUAACGUAGCCAAACAUGUCUCUAUAAUAAUACCAUUGCAUAAUAAGUUAUCUAUUGGAUCUCUGGCUAUAUAGUACGAAAUCAAGAAUACAUUUCUUAUAUUCUUCUGAAUUUGAGCGAAAUGUAACAAUUAUAGCUGCAGCUUUUCAUUUUGUCCCAAGUGUAAUUUAAUGAGUUAUGUACAUUGUAUUUUUCACAUUUCGUUUUACGCUUUUUUAUUUCAAACAAAUGUGUUUGUCUUGCAUAUAGACAUGUCGCAUCUAUUAAUAUACCGCCUUUAUGCUUGCCUCCUGACACAUCUCGUGACUUCAAAGUAGGCGUGUUUGUUGAUUCACGAAAAACAAUAUGUGAUAAUGUGAUUAAACCGGUUUAAAUAACAAGGAGUUUUCGUCGUCAACAAGAACAAAUUAAAGAUCGAGCGACAAAACUGACCACCCCAAUAGACUUAUUCGAGAAAUGGUUGUCAUUCUUUUUCCUCCCCAAAUUAAUUUCGACCAAGGUAAUCACUGCCGCCUUAUAGAGUACUUCAAGACUAACAUUUUCAAAGAAUAUAAAUAUUUCCAUGUAUUGUGUUUGAGAUAUUAAAUCUUAAAAAUAAAGGGCUCAAUACUUUAUAGUAGAGCUAAAUUUAUUUAAUUAUUUAUGAAAUAAAGUACAAAACAAAAUUUAACGGUUAAUAUAUAUAUAUAUAUAUAUAUAUAUAUAUAUAUAUAUAUAUAUAUAUAUAUAUAUAUAUAUAUAUAUAUAUAUAUAUAUAUAUAUAUAUAUAUAUAUAUAUAUAUAUAAAAUAUAUAUAUUAAACUUAUACACUUUGCCUUAAAUAGAAGUCUCUGUUGAAGAAUUGUUUAUUAGCCUAGUAAUGCAUAAAAUAUAAUAAAAUUCAAAAUUGUGGCGACUAGUUUUCAAAUCGGUCAAUGGGAAGAUAAUUUCUCCGACUCCAAGUCUAAUAGCUAUGUUCCAGAUGGCUUAUUAGUGGUUGAUAGAUCAAUAGAAGAUAAAUAGACGAACAUAGCCUACAUCCCCUAAACAGACGCGUGGAAAUCAAAUCAAUUUUAUAAUGAAUGAAAAAAAAAUACAGAACUAUUUAACAGUUAUUCUACGGAACUCGAGUCGAAUAUGAGCUGAUAGCGAUGAGGCGCGUAGCGCCGAAUCAGCUAUCGCUCAUAUUCGACAAGAGUGACUGGAAUAACUGUUUUAUUCUGAUAUACACAACGCCUGAAUUCACAGACAGUUUGCUUUUCGGAUAUUUUCGAUAUUUUUCUAUUUUGUUUAUAUCUUCGCUCUUUCCGGCGGCCGAUUAUUUAUCUACGCGAUUAGCCAAUGACAUACAUGCCUACCAAAUCAGUGAAAUUUCGCUCGAAAUACCUUUCAGCGUUUUGAAAUUCAUAUACGACUACAAUUUUUUCAGAUGAAAUAUUCGAAGAUGUCAUGAAUACCGAGUAUGUCAGUGACGAAGCGAUAUCUCCUACAGCACUUUCAGAUCAAGAAAACAACAGAAAAUCUAAACUACGACGACGAAAG
Molecule: messenger RNA, 9096 nt
Organism: Paramuricea clavata
Lineage: Eukaryota; Metazoa; Cnidaria; Anthozoa; Malacalcyonacea; Plexauridae
Source: the annotation of a GenBank genome assembly